AUGUCGCUCUCCCACCUGUACGGCGGCGACGCGGCGUCGGCUGCUGCAGCGGGCGCGGACGACGACGACGUGGAGAUGGAGCGCUUCGAGAUCACGGACUGGGACCUGGAGAACGAGUUCAACCCCAACCGGCAGCGCCACUGGCAGACCAAGGAGGAGGCCGUCUACGGCGUCUGGGCCGAGCGGGACUCCGACGACGAGCGGCCCAGCUUCGGCGGGAAACGGUCUAAAGAUUAUUCAGCCCCCGUGAACUUCAUCAGUGCUGGGCUGAAGAAAACGGCAGCGGAUGAGGUGGUCGAUGAGGAUUCUGACGAGGAUGAGAAGCCUCCGAAGCCAGAGGAAGCCCCCAAAGAGUUUGUGCCAAAGAAGUUAAAAACAGGUGGCAAUUUCAAGCCCAGCCAGAAAAGUUUUGUAGGGGGAACCAAGUCCUUCAUGGACUUUGGCAGCUGGGAGAGGCACACCAAGGGGAUUGGGCAGAAGCUUCUUCAGAAGAUGGGCUACGUGCCUGGCAGAGGUCUCGGCAAGAAUGCUCAAGGUAUCAUCGCCCCUAUUGAGGCCAAGCAGAGGAAAGGCAAAGGGGCCGUGGGGGCCUACGGCUCGGAGCGGACGUCCCAGUCCUUGCAAGACUUCCCUGCGGUGGACUCGGAGGAAGAAGCGGAAGAGGAGUUCCAGAAGGACCUCAGCCAGUGGCGGAAGGACCCAAGCGGGGGCAAGAAAAAACCAAAGUAUGCCUACAAGACAGUGGAGGAGCUAAAGGCCAAGGGCCGGGCGGGUAAGCAGCUCUCGGCCCCUCAGAAGGAGCUGGCACAAGUCAAGGUGAUCGACAUGACCGGCCGGGAGCAGAAGGUCUAUUACAGCUACAGCCAGAUCAGCCAGAAGCACAACAUCCCGGACGACACCCCCCAGCAGCCCCUGCCCCUGGGCAAGGACGCCAAGCCCCAGGCCUUCGCCCUGCCCGAGCUGGAGCACAACCUGCAGCUCCUGAUCGACCUCACGGAGCAGGAGAUCAUCCAGAACGACCGGCAGCUGCAGUAUGAGCGGGACAUGGUGGUCAACCUGACCCACGAGAUCGAGAAGAUGGACGAGGUCCUCGCCCACGAGGAGGUGGAGGUCCGCAACCUCAGCAAGGUCCUGGAGAUGGUGGAGGAGUGCGAGAGGCGGAUGCAGCCCGGCUGCGACAACCCCCUGACCCUCGCCGAGUGCGCCAAGGUCUUCGAGACUCUCCAGGAUAAGUAUUACGAGGAGUACCGGAUGUCCGACCGCGUGGAUCUGGCGGCAGCCAUCGUCUUCCCGCUGGUGAAAGACUACUUCAAGAGCUGGGACCCCCUGAAGGACUGCAUGUACGGCACAGACAUCCUGGGCCAGUGGAAGAGCUUGCUGGAAAAUGACCACUUGUUGUCCCAUGGCGGGCAGGACCUGUCCUCGGAUGCUUUUCACCGGCUGAUGUGGGAGACGUGGAUGCCGUAUGUCCGGAACAUCGUAGGACAGUGGCAGCCCCGGAACUGCGUCCCGAUGGUGGACUUCCUGGACAGCUGGGGGCACAUCAUCCCCCUCUGGAUCCUGGACAACAUCCUCGACCAGCUGAUUUUCCCCAAGUUGCAGAAGGAGGUGGAGAACUGGAACCCUCUCACGGACACGGUUCCCAUCCACUCGUGGAUCCACCCCUGGCUGCCCCUCAUGCAUGCCCGCCUCGAGCCGCUCUACUCGCCCAUCCGCAACAAGCUGGCCAGCGCCCUCCAGAAGUGGCACCCCAGCGACUCCUCCGCCAAGCUGAUCCUCCAGCCCUGGAAGGAGGUCUUCACCCCGGGGUCCUGGGAGGCUUUCAUGAUCAAGAACAUCGUGCCGAAGCUGGGUCUGUGCCUGAACGAGCUGCUCAUCAACCCUCACCAGCAGCACAUGGAUGCCUUUUUCUGGGUGCUGGACUGGGAAGGCAUGAUCUCUGCCUCCAGCCUGGUGGGGCUGCUGGAGAAGCACUUCUUUCCCAAGUGGCUGCAGGUUCUGUGCUCCUGGCUAAGUAACAACCCUAAUUACGAAGAGAUCACCAAGUGGUACCUGGGGUGGAAGUCUAUGUUCUCGGACCAGGUGUUGGCCCACCCCUCCGUCAAGGAGAAAUUCAACGAAGCCCUGGACGUCAUGAACAGAGCCGUCUCUUCCAGUGUGGGGGGCUACAUGCAGCCUGGUGCGCGAGAGAACAUUGCUUACCUGACCCACACGGAGCGCCGGAAGGACUUCCAGUACGAGGCCAUGCAGGAGCGCCGGGAAGCCGAGAACAUGGCCCAGCGGGGGAUCGGCAUGGCUGCCGGCUCUGUGCCCAUGAACUUCAAGGACCUGAUCCAGACCAAGGCCGAGGAGCACAACAUCGUCUUCAUGCCAGUCAUUGGGAAGCGGCACGAAGGGAAGCAGCUGUACACCUUUGGGCGCACCGUCAUCUACAUCGACCGGGGGGUGGUCUUUGUGCAGGGGGAGAAGACCUGGGUCCCCACCUCCCUCCAGAGCCUCAUUGACAUGACGAAGUGAGAGUGAGGGGCCGGGCCCACUCUGCCAGUGGGGAGGACUGGUCCGGGACGCCUCGAGGGGGCUGUGCUGCCAUCCUGGUUUGCCAGAAACGUUCUGCGCUGCAGCGGCCCCGAAGGGCUUCAGACAAGCACAGCUAGGCCCUUGAAGGGGCUUCGCUGUGUCCAUAAAAAUUUAUCUUAUUUUGUGUUAGUGGGUGUCCAGUCCACUCAUUCACGGGCCUGAAGUAGAAGUCAGCUCUUCUGCUGGAAGAAGCUGCCUUCCGCCCUUCAGAAGCCAUUCUUCCUGGAAGAAACGGGGAUGCAUUUGGUGAGCCCCCAGCAGAACAGGGCGAGGGGCAGGAGGCUGGGCCUGUGAGGCUGUGCUUGUAGGAGUUCUGGCAGGGGUCUCAGGGCCCACGGGCAGGGAGCAGAUGCUCCCGUGGCGAGGCCCAGUGCACUUAUGGAGCCUGAGGUGUGGGCACCCCGUAACGUGUGUGGUUUGUUUUUGGUAUCGCACACAAGUGAAAACGUUACAGGAGAAUCUUGCCUCCGGUUUAUCAAAACAGUUUUCUACACUUUUAACACUGGCAGGCUUUAAAGAACAUGACAGACUCAUCCACUGAUUCUUUUAUCAUCUAAGAGUGAUUAUUUGAGGCUGUGCAUUAUUUCUUGCCGAAUGCAAACCGGUUCCCCGUGGCCAGGAGCUGCUUCAAUGAAGAUGCUCUGUGUCAGUUCAGACUUCCGGAUUUACAGGUGUUCAAAAUCAUCUUCUAGCUGCCCCACUUAACUAGUUAGGGAAGUGCGCGUACUCUCCUUAUCUUACAUUAGCCACUGUACCAUUAUCUGCAUUCAUGUAUUUUUCCAGAAACAUCUCAGUGCUGUGUUCAUACAGUUUUAGUACUUUGAGUCUUAUCUGAGAACACCAAAAUAAGUGACUGCUAUUUUCUCAUCCAGGACACUGUUGGAUCUGAGCCACUUUACACCACAGGAAAAGGCUCGAUAUAAAUGUUUUUGUAAAUAAACCAACAU
Messenger RNA from Gekko japonicus, 3524 nucleotides. RefSeq names its product tuftelin interacting protein 11 (gene TFIP11). Gene Ontology annotation, biological process: spliceosomal complex disassembly. Bases 1 to 2517 code for a protein of 838 amino acids. Gene Ontology annotation, cellular component: U2-type post-mRNA release spliceosomal complex. The record is from RefSeq and is a predicted model, not a curated record. Gene Ontology annotation, molecular function: nucleic acid binding. The transcript has 12 exons. Lineage: Eukaryota; Metazoa; Chordata; Lepidosauria; Squamata; Gekkonidae.